AUGGCUACCGACCCAGACGGCGACUCCCAAAUGGCCUCCUCGCCCGAAUCCUCCCACGGCCUCUCCGAAGACUCCCACCCAGGAACCCGCACUCCAACCAACAAGCUCACCAACCCGCGUCCUCCUCCCUUCGGCGGCUCAGAACUCUCCCCGCCCGGCUCACAAACGCAAACCGCUACUCUGAACUCGCAGGGACAGAUGUCCUUCAACCCAAGCCUAAUUGACUCCCCGCUCGCGACGCAGACAACUCAGCAGGUACAACAGCAGCAACAACAGGGAGAGCAGAUGGAUGCGCCGGGCGCGUCAUGGAUGAAUAAAAGGGCGGAGGAGGAGUAUCAGCGCGCGUUGGAGUAUGUGGUUGAUCAGGAGUUCAAUCUGGUCAAGAUAGCAUUUGGACUGGGUGCCUUGAACCAGGUUCAAGCCUAUGGGUCUGUAGUAUGUUCUGAUGAAAAGGAUUUGCAAGGCCCUUCGUCACUUACCGCCUGCUACAUGAAAAGGCGUAGCGGCAGCAACAUCUAUCGUCGAGCCAGAAACACCGCAUUUCCAUGA
Molecule: messenger RNA, 549 nt
Organism: Aspergillus niger
Lineage: Eukaryota; Fungi; Ascomycota; Eurotiomycetes; Eurotiales; Aspergillaceae
Exons: 4
Coding region: 1-549 (182 amino acids)
Source: RefSeq, a predicted model, not a curated record